GUCUGAUCUAAGCCUGUUUAGUGGAAUCUGUGUGUUACUCAAUGAAACCCCAGGUUAGGACUCACCUGUUGUUUAAACGAGUCAAACGAGUUCAGAGUUGCAUUGGUUGAUGACUUCAUGAAUUCACUCCCACCUCUGUCUGUGUGGAAAUGUGAAUCCUGCGUGGACUGUUUUCUCCCUCUUCACUUCCUCCUUGAUCUCUACCGUCUGGGUGUUUCUGUAUGAACCAGCGCGGUAUGUCCUGAACUGAGAAGUCAAACAAGAGGAACUAAUACAGACUAAAACUUGUAGUGGUUUAAUUUCGGGUCAUUAUGAGUGACUUGAAUGUAAAUGGGGGUCUGAGUCGGAGAAGAAGGGCGACUCUGGCAGCGGGGCGAGCUGCGACGCUGCAGCCGGUGAACGGGGCCUUUGCAGCGGGGACGGCAGGCUCGGUGACAGCCGACUGCAGCGAUGGGCAGAGGAUACGGGACGGUUCACUGGAGAGACCGAAGAGCGACAAAAGGAAACGGAGGGGAGACAUAGGGGACCGACUGAGCUGCCACCAGGCACAGGAAUCUCUCCUUAGCUCAGCGAGCGGUUACAGAAACUACAGAGGAGUGCUCAACUGGUGUGUGGUAAUGUUGGUCCUGAGUAAUGCUCGCCUUUUCUUAGAAAACAUAUUAAAGUAUGGUAUUCUUGUGGACCCUAUUCAAGUGAUUUCCCUGUUUUUGAAAGACCCUUAUAGCUGGCCUGCCGCAUGCCUGGUGAUUGUGUGCAAUGUGUUCAUUUUUGUGGCUCUCUAUACUGAAAGGCAGCUGUCAAAGGGUUCAUUCAGUGAAUUCACUGGAUUUGUGAUCCACUUCAUUAACUUGUUCAUCCUGCUAACAUUUCCUGCAGUUGUGGUGCUUCUGGUUCCCUCUAUUACUCCAGUUGGUGGUGCGUUUGCACUCGGCAUUUACACAAUCCUGUUCCUGAAGCUGUAUUCAUAUAAAGACGUGAACCUGUGGUGCAGGGAGCUGAGCUCUGUGAAGGCCAAGAAGCUGGCCCGGUCACUGUCCUGUCCUUCACCGCAGCACUUUAAAGCAGCCGCACAGAAAGUAUGUUACCCUGGCAACCUUACAAUCAAAGAUAUGUACUACUUUGUGUUUGCUCCAACUCUCUGUUACGAGCUAAACUUUCCUCGAUCUCCUAAAGUUCGCAUUCACUUCCUUCUGAGGAGGCUGUUUGAGAUGCUGUUUUUCAUCCAGCUUUUAGUUGCUCUCACCCAACAGUGGAUGAUCCCGAUCAUCCAGAGCUCAAUGAAGCCCCUUGAAGACAUGGAUCUUUCACUGAUGACUGAGAGGCUGUUACGAUUAGCUGUGCCGAAUCACUUGUUAUGGUUGAUGUUUUUCUACUGGUUCUUCCACUCGUCUAUGAAUUUUACAGCCGAGCUGCUGCGGUUUGGAGACAGGCAGUUUUACAACGACUGGUGGAAUUCAGAGACGGUGACUUAUUUUUGGCAGAACUGGAACAUCCCUGUACACAAGUGGUGUCUACGUCAUUUCUACAAACCUCUGCUAAGAAAAGGAUUCAGUAAAAUAGUCAGCCAGUCAGCUGUCUUCUUUCUCUCUGCAUUCUUCCAUGAGUACCUGGUGAGUGUUCCUCUCAGGAUGUUCAGACUGUGGGCCUUCACAGGAAUGAUGGCACAGCUUCCAUUAGCCUGGUUUGUUGGCAACUUCCUGCGAGGUAACUACGGCAACGCUGCAGUGUGGAUGUCAAUCAUCAUCGGCCAGCCGUUCGCUGUCUUGAUGUACGUCCACGACUACUACGUUAUGCACUACAGGAAUGGAGCGGAGUAGUACCUGCACAAGCCAGAACAGAUUCCACUCCAACGUUUUUCUUCUCUUUCUUAUACAUGAACAAACAUAAGAACUGCACUAAUAUAUAGCCAGUUACAGAUACUGUAGUCUAUACCUCAGGAUACUCUCAUCAAAUUAAUGAUUCUGCCAUGUUUACAUAAAACUUCUUAUAGACUUUACUGAGGACAAAAAUGUCAUCAUAAUCUCUUAAUCCUGAACUACCAUUCUAACUGUAGGAGGGAACAGAAAAACUGCUGACCUCAGCUUUAUACUCAGGUAAUCGGUACUCUAGUGUCUUAUUAGAACAUAUGAUUGUGAGUCUGGGUUAAAACGUAUGUGAAUACGCAGUUCUUCCUUUGUUUUAAAUGAACAGUAUGAUUUUUGAGGAGAAUGUGUCAUCAUAUGAUUGCAUAACAGGGUUUAAGUGUAUUACUUCAAGUGUGGAUGAAAUUAUCUUUCAAAGUAAUAUAUCUAGGUUACUGUAAUCCGUCCGAUUUUAAAAUGCAAGGAUGGAUGACUGUAGGGUUGCAGGAUUCCGCUGUUUUUGUUUUGUUUCAUGCUUUCUUUAUCAGUUCCUGUGAGUCGAUAUGAUUUCUUAUUUUUAAUAUUAUCAAAAGUGCCAUAUGAAAACAGUUUUUCAGGACUAUUGCCAAGUCUUUUUUAUAACUCUGAUAUAAAAUAAAUGUAGAAAGAAACAGGGUAGGAUUUUAUCCAUGUUUCUACUUCACCUUUUUCACAAAUUGUUUUUGUCUUUUCAGUGGUGAUGAAAGUCUUUGUGUAUAAAAGAGUUUGUGAAUUUAUAGGAAAAAUAAAAAUGAUAAUGGAUUCUUACAUUGCAAAUGGAAAGAAUGCUUUCAAGUGCUAUUCUUAUUUGGAAUCACAGUAAAAAGGCAACCAAGAGGACAAUUGUAACUGUGGAAGCGCUGCGUAGCACCACAACUCAGCCUGGAGUGUCUGUCUACAG
This is a messenger RNA of Cyprinodon variegatus (sheepshead minnow), 2781 nucleotides long. It is a transcript of the gene dgat1b, whose product is annotated as diacylglycerol O-acyltransferase 1-like. Gene Ontology annotation, cellular component: endoplasmic reticulum membrane. The transcript has 17 exons. NCBI's taxonomy places the organism in Eukaryota, Metazoa, Chordata, Actinopteri, Cyprinodontiformes, Cyprinodontidae. The record is from RefSeq and is a predicted model, not a curated record. Gene Ontology annotation, biological process: triglyceride biosynthetic process. Bases 312 to 1817 code for a protein of 501 amino acids. Gene Ontology annotation, molecular function: diacylglycerol O-acyltransferase activity.